Molecule: messenger RNA, 291 nt
Organism: Cooperia oncophora
Lineage: Eukaryota; Metazoa; Nematoda; Chromadorea; Rhabditida; Trichostrongylidae
Source: the annotation of a GenBank genome assembly
AUGAAGAAAUUCGAAGCUCCAAUUGCUGAUAAGUUCUCGUUUCCCUCUGGACACACCUCUAGAGCAGCAAUGCUCGCUACUUUAUGGUUCGUUUUACUCAGUGCAUUCUUUCCCAAAUAUCGAUUCGCUGCUAUGCUAAUGGCGUUGGUGGUAGCAACGAGUCGUGUGGCGAUGGGACGUCAUUAUUUAAGCGAUGCACUCGGAGGCCUUCUAAUUGGAUGGCUUGAAGGAUUAGCCGUGCUCGCUUUACCACGUGGUUUUGCUACCUGGAUUCGGCAAAUUCUUCACUGA